Erythranthe guttata (spotted monkey flower) is the source of this 900-nucleotide messenger RNA. RefSeq names its product copper transporter 5 (gene COPT5). Gene Ontology annotation, cellular component: plasma membrane. Gene Ontology annotation, molecular function: copper ion transmembrane transporter activity. Gene Ontology annotation, biological process: copper ion transmembrane transport. The record is from RefSeq and is a predicted model, not a curated record. NCBI's taxonomy places the organism in Eukaryota, Viridiplantae, Streptophyta, Magnoliopsida, Lamiales, Phrymaceae.
GAAUCCAACUGAAGAAUUGAUUUGUGCUUUGAAACAACUGCUAAUGAGGAGUAUCGACUCGCCCCGAUCCAGCCCGGUUGCAAAACCCGACUGAAUUCUUCAUUCAAUUUCUGCAAAGAUGAUGCAUAUGACGUUUUACUGGGGGAUAAGAGCAACAAUCCUCUUCGAUUCAUGGAAAACCGAUUCAUGGCUGAAUUACUCCCUCUCUCUCCUCGCCUGCUUUCUCUUCUCCGCCUUCUACCAGUACAUGGAGGAUCGCCGCUUCCGAAUCAGGCUCCUCUCCAAGAACACCCCGUCUUCCGGCGGCGGCGCCGCCCCCCUCGAAACCCCUUUGCUCUUCUCCAAACUGGGUGGCUCCAAUUGGCCGCCGUCGCGAUUUGCUGAUGCGAUCUUGUUCGGGAUAAACUCGGCGAUCGGGUACUUCUUGAUGCUGGCCGUCAUGUCUUUCAACGCCGGCGUGUUUCUGGCGGUGGUGGUGGGUUUGGCCGUUGGGUACUUGAUUUUCAGAGCCGGCGAUGAAGAUCGUGUCCUGGUCGUCGAUAAUCCUUGCGCCUGUGCUUGAUCCGAUCUCUCUCUGAUCCCUCUCUCUCUCUCUCUCUCUCUCUCUCUCUCUCUCUCUCUCUCUCUCUUUGUUGUAAAAUUGUGGUACUUUAUUAUUACAUGAAUACAGAGGAUCUGUAUUUCAAUUUCCCAAUUUGCUUCUUAGUACUGUUUAUGAUUAUCUUUUUAAUUUUCUUACAUCAAAAUAAAAUAUUUUGCCCAGAAUAUUGUUGUAACAAUAUAUAAAAACUCAUUGGUCAAUAUUUAAAUAUUAAUAUCCUGCAUCUUUGUGGUGUACCUUGAGCAAUUUAGAAGCAGGUGUACUCUGUUUCUUGAUUGGUGAAAAAAAUAUUCAUUGAU